AUGGCGGCCACCCAACCCACUCAACGGGGACAGCCGGUCGAUGCGAAAGCAGCGGAGGCAGUCAUGGAACAACUUCUUGAGCGAGACGAUGUGCUAACAAGAGUUCAAGAACUCACACCCGAAAAGAUGAAAGCUGCUAUUCAGGAUUGGUUUGAUGGCAAGGCAGAGGGGGGACAUAUUUCGAUCAAGUCGGGGAUCAAGGCCAGGAUCGAGGUUCAGGGGAAGGAUGAGGCGGUGAUAAUCUUCAGCUCGCCGCUGAAUACAGAAUAUCAAGAACCUCAUGACACCGAGUGGCAUGACUCAUACUGUGCACGAGAUUUCCUUGUGUUUGAAUGUCGACCUCUUGGGGAGAACAAAGUAGUAGAGCGCCAUUUUUCUACGAAGCCUUUCCAGGAUUGGGUGAAUGCGAUUGCUGAAAAGAACGAAUUUAAUUCGUGGCAGCAAAACCAAAACCUCGAGUUCCGCUUUAUAAUAAGAGAUCGAAACAAGGAUGGGGAUGGGCCAAAGAUGUAUUCUUCUGGCUCUGAUGAUAAUGGCUCUGAGGGAAAUGGCUCUGGUAGUAGUGGCUCGGGGUGA
Neoarthrinium moseri is the source of this 576-nucleotide messenger RNA. RefSeq lists its product as uncharacterized. Lineage: Eukaryota; Fungi; Ascomycota; Sordariomycetes; Amphisphaeriales; Apiosporaceae. The transcript is spliced from 2 exons. The coding region runs from base 1 to 576 and encodes 191 amino acids. The record is from RefSeq and is a predicted model, not a curated record.